This is a messenger RNA of Rhizophagus irregularis DAOM 181602=DAOM 197198, 873 nucleotides long. The record is from RefSeq and is a predicted model, not a curated record. Lineage: Eukaryota; Fungi; Glomeromycota; Glomeromycetes; Glomerales; Glomeraceae.
AUCAACUGAAGAUAGAAACUAUUGUAGAAAGUUUAAAUAUUUAUUCGUUUAUAUACGUUAUAUACCGAAAAAAAAGAAUUAAUUAUUAUAUAAUUGAUUUGUUUUUCUGUUAACACGAUCCAGUUUUUGAUAGAAAAGUCGAAUUAUGUGACUUGAUGUUCGUUACAUUUAUUUUCACAAAAUUUAAUUCUCUGUCGUGGCUUAAUUAUGGCUUGAACACUAUAUAACAAAAAAAAAGCUACUUACAAUGCAAAACUUACAGGAUCCUAUAGAAGCUCAGCCCAAGUUGUGAUCUAUAGUUACAUUCCGAUACAUUUUCUCGAAUAUUAUCGAGAAAAUUGUUGAUGAUAUCGAACCAUAAGAUAUUAAAAUCUAAAGCUGAAAACAGAAUAGAUGUGAAGCCAAUAGAAGAAUCGAUGAAUUUUAAAAUAUCUUUUAUGCCACGUAAGGCGAUAGGAAUAUGUAACCCUAAAGAGUACAGCAAAAAAUCAAAUUUAUCUUCUUGGAGAGAAAAUCUACGAGUGAGUUUCAGCUGUUUAUCCUCUUCGAGAGAAACGGUCAAAAAUAAAUUAAAUAUGGAAAUGAUUCACUCAAUAACAAGCAAAUGCCUGGAAAGUUUUAUCUUAUCUUACAGCCGGGAUUACAUAUGCAUGUACUUUUAGAAAAGGAGGCAAUUUUGAGAGGAGAUAUCAAAUAAUAAAUUGAUGUAGAUUAUCAUUGAAUGGUUUGUACACCAAAGUACACUUUAUCAGAUUUUUUUUUUUAUACAUAAUAGUUACUUGAAUUCAAACUACCGAAAUUAUCAGUCAGUAUUUUAGUUAGUAACGUUGAUGUACCAUUUUAUCCGCAAGGAAUACAGUAUGUUGGGCAGAU